AUGUCUGCCACCGACAGGAACACUAAGCCAAGGGAUGCAGUAUCCCGACGCCGUAGUCCUUGGGCUGAAACGGUGCUUUGGGAAUCCGUCCCAGUGUCCGCCAGAGCGCAAACAUCUGCGCCCAGUCACCUCGUGCCCCUCCCGAGACCGGUUCCAUUCAUAAGACCGGUCAUUAUACGUACAGAGGACGCUCCAGCGACGAAGAACAGGACACGAGGCUCCAAGAAGAAGCGGGUUUACAUGGAAGAUGUGUCGACGGCCAAUAAUGAGGCAUCGACCUCAUCUGUUUUACUUGGUCUCUCUGGGAAGAAGCGAAGCAUAGAGGGCAACUUCCCAACUUCGCGCAUAAAACGGAGACGCGUGGAAGCAUCGAGCGCAAAGAGGGCCGAACAAUCAAAUACCACCCCUGCCACUGUCUCUCCGCCGACACUACUGGGGCAGAUGAACUCGAGGGGCGGUUUGACCAGAAGCAACGUAGAAGUGCUUGGGUUCCAAAAUGGAUCCGCUCAGUCGACUGAUCGAACCUAA
Molecule: messenger RNA, 528 nt
Organism: Fibroporia radiculosa
Lineage: Eukaryota; Fungi; Basidiomycota; Agaricomycetes; Polyporales; Fibroporiaceae
Exons: 2
Coding region: 1-528 (175 amino acids)
Source: RefSeq, a predicted model, not a curated record